Myotis lucifugus (little brown bat) is the source of this 660-nucleotide messenger RNA. Its product is annotated as vasohibin-2-like. The coding region runs from base 76 to 660 and encodes 194 amino acids. The transcript has 2 exons. NCBI's taxonomy places the organism in Eukaryota, Metazoa, Chordata, Mammalia, Chiroptera, Vespertilionidae. Gene Ontology annotation, biological process: regulation of angiogenesis. Gene Ontology annotation, cellular component: cytoplasm. The record is from RefSeq and is a predicted model, not a curated record.
UGAACCCUUUCAAAGAGGAUUAGUCUGGAAAGGUUGGGUGUCGGCCUGCUCAGAGGCAGAGGGAUGGACUGACCCAUGGCCCCUUUCCCUUGCUGGGAAUCCCAGCGCUGUGAAUUUUCAAGGCCUCCUUUAUCUUCCUUGAUUCAGAAUUAUCUAAGAUAUUUAACCAAUGGACAGCCUUCCAUUGAGCGAUUCCCCAUCAGCUUUAAAACCUACUUCUCAGGAAACUACUUUCAUCAUGUCGUGCUGGGGAUUUAUUGCAAUGGCCACUAUGGCUCGCUGGGCAUGAGCCGGAGGGCUGAGCUGAUGGACAAGCCGCUGACCUUUCGGACUCUGAGUGACCUUAUCUUUGACUUUGAAGACUCCUACAAGAAAUACCUGCACACAGUCAAGAAGGUCAAGAUUGGGCUGUACGUCCCCCAUGAGCCUCAUAGCUUCCAGCCCAUUGAGUGGAAGCAGCUGGUCCUGAAUGUCUCAAAGAUGUUGAGGGCUGACAUAAGGAAGGAGCUGGAGAAAUAUGCCAGGGACAUGAGAAUGAAGAUCCUGAAACCUGCAAGUGCCCACUCUCCAACCCAAGUGAGAAGCCGGGGAAAAUCCUUGUCCCCCCGAAGGAGACAGGCAAGCCCCCCGAGACGGCUCGGCAGGCGAGACAAAUCGUGA